UCUUCGCCUACGGAUAUCGUUGUCCUCAUGGAUGCAAUUGUGGUGCGCCUUGACAAUAAAAUUGAACGUGUCGUUGACAAGGCAGUCGUCAUCGCGGCCCUGGAUACGCUCUCAUCUCCUCAGAGCAGCUCCACCAUACGCUCAUUGGACGCGUGGUCAACACCACGAUUAGUCUACGAUGCUGCAAACAAAACGUUCGCCUUUAAGUACGAUGGCGCUACUACAAGAUCGAUGGCACAAUGGACAGCGCCGAAGUACUCUCAUCCCAUGAAGCACGGUAGUGCUGUAGCGCGCGCAGAUGCGUUUUGCGCGCGAUUCGAGCUUUGUUGGCAGUGAGCCAUCUGCGGUGGCUCGAAGAGGAUAUCUUUUCCAGUGGGGACUCUGCCUGGGCAUCAAAUUUAGAUACGCUUCGCAGUAUCGCUGCGCUUGAUCAUUGUCUUACAUUCUUUUGUGAAUACAGAGCUAGUUUGGACGGCAUGCGGCGGUGUAUACUUGGCACCCUCACUAACAUCGAAGGGGAACUGUUGUACCUCGAAGAUGCACACUCUGAAACGACCCGCGUUGUGGUAAAACUGGAUAUCUCUCAAGCUGAAACAUUCGGUGGCUAUUUUGCAGUGGGCAUGGUCAUCCUCGCGGAGGGUGCCAUGGAUGCAAACAAAGCUAUGUUUGUUGUUGAUGCCAAUUUCGGAUCUAUAGCAAUACUGCGAAAUCAGGCACUCGGACACCCACCAGCAGAGCCUCGCGAUCUCGCUCUCCGAACAGUUGGUGGUGAACAUAUGGACGUCACCUGCACGAGCCAGCGAGCAGCAAUGGGGACUGACAGUUGUCAUUUUUAG
Molecule: messenger RNA, 836 nt
Organism: Aureococcus anophagefferens
Lineage: Eukaryota; Pelagophyceae; Pelagomonadales; Pelagomonadaceae
Exons: 9
Coding region: 477-836 (119 amino acids)
Biological process (GO): error-prone translesion synthesis; DNA-templated DNA replication
Cellular component (GO): epsilon DNA polymerase complex
Molecular function (GO): DNA binding
Source: RefSeq, a predicted model, not a curated record